Astyanax mexicanus (Mexican tetra) is the source of this 6633-nucleotide messenger RNA. Its product is annotated as nascent polypeptide-associated complex subunit alpha, muscle-specific form-like. NCBI's taxonomy places the organism in Eukaryota, Metazoa, Chordata, Actinopteri, Characiformes, Acestrorhamphidae. The transcript has 4 exons. The coding region runs from base 1 to 6633 and encodes 2210 amino acids. The record is from RefSeq and is a predicted model, not a curated record.
AUGCAGCCUCUGCAUACUGUCCCAGACCAACAGGUGACCCCAGCUGUAACCCAGGCUGUGACUUCUAAUACAGGCACAUCUGUGAAGGGUUUGGUUUCGAUGUUCAGUAACGUUGGUCCAACUACUACUCCAGCAAGUGCGGAACAGUCGUCCACUGCCUUUACUCCUACAGAGCCUGUGCCGAGUCCACAAUACGCUGCUUCACCUCCCGUGGUGUUUCCAACACCUGCACCUCUUCCAAAUCAAGUACAUACAAUGGAGUCCACAAGACAAAUUCCAAGUCCAAGAUAUACCACUCCUCCUCCCAUGGUGUUUGCUCCACCCACAAGUGCAGAACAUGUGGUGGAGCCUUCUAGAACAUUACCUCCUGUUGGACCUCCUCCAAGUCCAAGGCAUACUACCCCACCUCCCAUGGUAUUUCCAGCAACUACCCCACUUCCAGGUCCAGGAUAUUCUGCCACACCUCCUAUGGUGUUUCCACUACCCUCAUCUUUGCCAAGUAAAGGACAUAUGGUGGAGUCCUCUAAAGCAUUUACUUCUGUUGAGAUUCCUUCAACACCAAGAUAUACUACUCCACCGCCCAUGGUAUUUCCAGAAGCUGCACCUCUUCCAAGUCCAAGAUAUACUACCCCACCUUCAAUGGUAUUUCCAGAAGCUGCACCCCUUCAAAGUCCAGGAUAUACUACCCCACCCUCAAUGGUAUUUCCAGAAGCUGCACCUCCUCCAAGUCCAAGAUAUACUACCCCACCUUCAAUGGUAUUUCCAGAAGCUGCACCCCUUCAAAGUCCAGGAUAUACUACCCCAGCCUCAAUGGUAUUUCCAGAGGCUGCACCUCUUCCAAGUCCAAGAUAUACCACCCCACCUUCAAUGGUAUUUCCAGAGGCUGCACCUCUUCCAAGUCCAAGAUAUACUACCCCAUCUUCCAUGGUGUUUCAAGAAACUACACCUUGUCCUAGUCCAAGAUAUACCACCCCACCUCCCAUGGUAUUUUCAGAAGCUCCACUCCAUUCAAGUUCAGGAUAUACUGCCCCACCUUCUAUGGAAUAUCCACCACCAUCAGGUUUUUCAGGUGCAGGACAUACAGUGGAGCCUUUUAAAGCAUAUCCUCCUGUUGAACCUCCUCCAAGUCAGGUUGCACCUCUUCCUAUGCAGAGUUUUCAGGUUUCACCUAUUCAACAACCAGAUUACUCUGCUCCACCUCCCACGGUUUAUACAGCAGUUUCAAGUGAUUCACAGCAAGGACAAUAUAAGUCAGAACCAUCUCCUCAAGCAUCUCAGCACCCGACCUCAUCACUAAGUGGGUAUAUUUCUCAGGCACCUAGCAUCAUUAUAACACAGGCAGAGCUGGAAUCUGAAGAACCGUCUGAGCUAACUUUCUCCCAGCCUGAGAUUCCUGAAAAAGAGGUCUCACAGGAGAGCUCAGUGAGCCCUGAUGCCUCUCCAAAGCUGUCUUCAUGUACAGUUACCACAGACACAACACUGAAUGACUUGACUUCGGUAGUAACAGUCACUAACAUUCAAUCAGAACAAAUAUUAACAACUUCUAGCAAAACUGAUGAGCAGCAGCCCUCUAUAGCAGCUGCAACUCAUACUACAGAACCUGCUCCAAACACAGAUGUGUCUAAAGACAAGAGUGUUGAAUCAGAGGUGUAUCAGCCAAAACAACCCAGUGUUGAUAUUGUUGCACCUGAAAUGUUGGUGCUUGAGGAUGUGCCAUCUUUUGCGACAGUUUCGCCAACUGAACUGAAUGAGAAAACUUCAGGCUUUUCUGGGUGGGGGCCUAGAAAGAUGUUAAUUCCUCAGAUUAUUCUUUCGGAAGCAAGUAGUCCAGAGGAUGAAUGUCCUAGUGAGGAAGAGAUGACACCAGUGUGUGAGUCUAAUGAACCAAAGAUUGAUGAUUCUUCUGUGUCUUCUGAGGAAAUAAUAAAGACCAUCACUGACUCUAGUCAGCAGUCAAAUUCAGACACUAAACUCUCAGGAAAAGAAGAAAUAUUGCGUGAUUCUGAAGAAGAUAAAACUUCUUCACCUAUGACAUCUACACAGACAACUUAUAGUCCUUCAGAUAUACAACCAGCAUUAGCUGUUUCAGAGGAAACAGAAUCUCAAAAGGCUUUGGCAGAGGUUACACAGAAGUUACCGAAUGAAGCAAUUUCAUCAGAUGAGCCUGGUUCUAUGUCUGUUACUCAGAAAGAAAACAGUUUGAUUUCUGCCACUACUCCUUCCAUUACUGAAGCAGUAACUGGUAAGUCAAUAAAUGUGUCUGCUGUUGCUGAAAAAGAAUCAAAGGUGGAGGAUGAGGUCAUCAGUUCUGAAACCUCUGAAAAAAUAAAACCAAAGGAAGAACCCAAGGAGGAUAGUAAUGUUUCAGCUGUUUCUAACAUACAGCCGCUAACUCAGGAUGUGGAGAAAUUUCCCCAUACAGCAUCUUCUGAAUUGCCUGAAAAAGCAGAAAAAGAAACAGAGCAAGUAGCCACAGACUCUGACACAGUACUGGCUGUGUCUGAGGGCCAACCACAAGCCUCAAAGGAAUCAGAAGCUGGACUUGAAAAGACAGAAUCAAAAGAAACUCCAGAAAGUAAAGAGUCAUUACCAAAAGAAGACACAGCAUCUGACAGCCAUACUCAACAACCUGCAGCUGCUGAGGAGCAAUCCAGCAAAGGUAUAUUCUCAAUAUUUGGUGGCUCGUCUUCUGCUCCUCAGACUCAGGGUGGCUCAUCCAUACUUGGUGGCAUUCUUCCUGGAUCCACAACGUCCAAGGAAACACCUGGCUCAGGUCUGUUUUCAGUGUUUAGUGGUUCUAGUUCUCCAUCAACCCCAGCGUCAUCUGCACCUAAAGAAAUGCCUGGAAAGGGGUUGUUUUCCAUGUUUGGUGGCGGUAGUGCUCAGCCACCACCUGAACCAUCACCACAUGGUCCACCAGGACCUGGCCCAAGGGGUCCACCGGGGUCUGCACCAAGAGGUCCACUAAUAACAGGCCCAAGAGGACCACCAGGAUUUGGACCCAGAGGUCCUCCAGGCUCUGGGCCUAGAGGGCCACCAGGAACUGGACCUAGAGGACCGCCAGGAACUGGGCCUCGAGGGCCACCAGGAACUGGGCCUAGAGGACCGCCAGGACCUGGGCCUAGAGGGCCACCAGGAACUGGGCCUAGAGGGCCACCUCCACCCAAAGAGCCUCAAGGGAAGAGUCUGUUUUCUAUGUUUGGUGGGCCUGCACCACAGGCAACACCUGCUGGGGGAGCUUCUUCCAAACCACCUGCUUCUGGAUCAUCAAUUCUUGGAGGCAUUUUACCUGGAUCGUCUGCACCGAAAGACAGUUCUGGGUCUGGUUUGUUUUCUAUGUUUGGGGCACCCACUACUCAGCCUUCCCCAGCUCAAACAGAAUCCGACAACAAAGAGCAGACAGGUAAAGGAUUAUUUUCUAUGUUUGGUGGGCCCAGUCCACCAGCAUCAUCUGAGCCAGAAAGUGGGUUUAAAAUGCCAACAGUUUUCUCGCUUGGCGGUGGUUCAGACAAACCGAAAUCCAGUGGGUUUAGUAUUUUGUCUUUCAUGGAUGAUAAGAAAUCAGAUGAACCUAUAUCUGAAGAUACAGCGACUCCAAAGGAUGAAUCCUCUAGUACCCAAAUUACUCCUUCUCCAGUGGGUGAUAAAAUUGAAGAUGUUACACCACAACAUGAGAAGACUGUAGAAGCUGGAGUAGAUCCUUCUAAUAUACCCACAUCUGAGAACAUUUCUUCAGUAAUCAAAGAAUCUUGUGAUGUAGAGACAGAAGAUUCUAAAAAAGCUGAAGAUAGAACCACAGAGACGACAGAACUUACUCAUACUGAAAUAACUACAAAACCAGAAAGUGAAGCUGAAGCAAGGCCUCCAUCAGAAGAACAGGCUCCAGGACUGGAAUCUUCCACAGUUGAAGUAACACCUGUGGUACAUAUGGACACAGAUGAAACUAAGAGUAAGGAAACUGAAGUAUCAGAACCUGAGAAAUAUUCAAGCUGUGAUUCAGCAAUAGAACCUAGUGCAGAAUUACAUCCUGACAAAGAAUUAGAAGUGGAGAAGCUAUCAGAAUCUGACAAACAUGCAGAGUCUGAGAUCAAAUCAGAGCCUGAAUCACAAAAGCCAAUUGAAUCAGAAGAACCUCUUAAAGCUGAACUUCAGGAAGUGGACAAAACUUUACCAGCUGACAAUGAUAAAGCAGCAGACAUUGAGAAACUAGAUGAAUCAAGAAAUGAAGAAGAAAUACAAAACCAGGGAGAGUCAGUGAAAAGUAGUGUCUCUAAGAUGAGUACAGAGGAAGUUCAUAGCCAGUUGCCUAAAAAUGAACCAUGCAAGGGUCUACUGGAUGACAAGCCAUCUGAAAUCAAACCACAAGAGGAAGGAGAAAAACAGCCAAGUGAACAAACAGUUGAAGCAGGUCAGAAAGCAGAGUCAGAGAAAGAUACCUCUGAAAAAGAUAAGGUGGCUGACCAUACAAAUGUGCUUGAAAACGAACCAUGUGAGGCUCUGCUGGAGGAGAAACCAACUGAAAUCAAACAGGAAGUUGAAACAGGCAAGCCUUUAACAGAACCUACAGUUCAAGCAGAUUCAGAGUCUGAGAAAGAAGCUGGUCAUCUGCUGGAGGAGAAACCAGCUGACACCAAACAAGAGAUAACAGGAACGCAGUUACAGGACACAACAGUUCCAUCAGGUUCAGAGCCACAGUCUUCUACUCCUAUUCAACAGCAACCACAUUCCACCCCAGAGAUUACAGGACCUCCUGGCCCUCACCCAGGAACUGUCUGUCCUCCAGGCCAACCUGGAAUAAGAAUGGCAGGGCCUCCUGGACAACCGAGACCUGGAAUGCAAGGGCCUAGACCUGGAAUGCCUGGACAACCGAGACCUGGAAUGCCUGGUCAACCAAGACCUGGAAUGCAAGGCCCUAGACCUGGGAUGCAAGGUCCAAGAGCUGGAAUGCCUGGACAACCUAGACCGAGGAUGACAGGACCUCAAAGACCCCCUGAGCCAGCUGGAUUUUCUGGAUUUAUGUCCAUGUUCUCAAGUGGACCAAGUGCUUCCAGUAAGCCAGCAACGUCAGGUUUCUUUUCAUCUCCAAACACUUCAUUCUUCAAGCCUUCUGCCCCUACUGGUCCUCAACAACAACAACAGAAGACCUCAUUUUUCAACCUCCCUACAAGCCUUCCUACUAGUCUCCCCACAGAAUCUCUGACAGGAGAUCUGCUUGGCUUAUUCAGGGGAACGGAAUCGGCUAAAUCAGACGAAAGCAAAUCUGCAGCAGAGGCGUGCAAGCCUGAGACUGAGAACAAAGAAGGAGCAAAAGACUCAAAUGAUCCAAGAAGUCCUGUUGAGAAGACAGGACCUGAAGCACCACUGUCACCUACAGAAAAACAGGAGCAAGAGCCGACUGAGAGUAGUGAACCUGUGAAAGACUCCGAAGAUCCUUCAUUGAAAUCUGCUGAGGUGGCAAAUGAUGGCACCAGUGAUAUCACAAGUGAGCCCACUAAAAAAGAAGAAUCAGAAGCAGGACAUUUAACUGAAGAGCCUCAAGCGAUCUCAAAAGAACCAGUGGAAGAAACUCCAAUGUCUCCAACAACAACCCAAAAGAUAGAUGAGGAGAAACUACCAACCUCCCCCCCAGCUAAGGGUAUGUUUGAUUUGCCCGGCUUGUCAACACCCUCUUUUGGAGGUCUGUUUUCAGGUGCAGCUGACACUGCAAAGCCGUUGAGUUCUCUUUUUGGUUCCUCCACCCCUGCUUCAUCAGAUGACUCAAAACCUCCCCAACAGCAGCCUGAAUCCGGGGGGCUCUUCUCUGGUUUUAAGGGUCUUUCGGCUGGUCUCUUCCAAGAGGAUAAGCCACCUGCCGCCAAAGUUGAACCUACAUCUGCUGUAUCAAUGUUUGGGAAGAAAAUCGGCUUCCCAUGGCAGAGCUCGCCGCCUCCUUCACCCCCUGCAGUUGUAACUACACAGCCCAAACCAGUAGAGUUGAAAAGUGAAGAUAAUGAUGAAGAAGCACCGGAAACGGAUAAGUUAUCGCAAGACUCAGACAUUACUGGGAGUGCAGAUUGCAGUGACACAGAGGGGCCGACGGACACCUCUUCAGAAAAGCAGCAAAGUUUUGAUAUGAGUCCAGAAAGUCCUUUAGUAUUAAAGCAAUACAGUUCUGGCACUGAUGAUGAAACACUAAAACCACCUCAGGUUGUUCCUCCUCCCGAAGAUAAGGACAAGGGUGCUACAGAUCACACCACGGGACAGCUACCAGAAAGCCAUCUGACAAAAGAGCUUGAAAAAAGCCCGGCAAACAGCUCACGAUUCGGGUCGUCCGGCAACCUCAGCCAGGCCAGCUCCCAGUUCAGCUCUGAAGCCGAGGAGAGGAGUGACCCAGACACCCGGUCUCGACCUCCCCUUAGAGCCCAGCAUAAGCUGCCCUCUGAAGAUGCAGAGAAAGGUGAGCGAGAGAUACGAGCGAGUGUGGAGAAGGAGAAGAAGGAGGAUGGGCUUCCCGCAAAACCAGUUCCUAAUCAAGGAAAGAAGUCUGAGAGCUUCUUUGAGGUCGGAUCUCUUCCCGUUGCUAUCCCCCGCCUCCGCUGGCUGAAAGCCAUCAGUAAAGUCCAGGUUCACCUGCACCAGACCGGAGUUUGGUAA